CCUGGGAAGUCACGUACAGGAGGAGAAAGAAAAAACAAUCCGUGGCGACGGGUUUGCAAUUCCUGCGCUCAGUUUAUAAAACAGACCCAUUUUCGAGUCUGUGUUUGUUUGUUUUUUUAGUGUAAUAAUUAGUUUAAUAAUUCGUGCGCUCAGAUUUUGUAAUCCGUACCCACGAAUAUAUAAUCAGCGCGCACGGUUUCGCAAUUUUCGGAAUUUGUCGCCCCGCCCCCGGGGUUUCCCGGCAAAUUCAACCAAACUGUAGAGCAAAAAAAAAAAAAAAAAAUGGAAAAGUUUCUUCGUUUUCUCAAAACCGACAGAGAGUUGGAUGACGCGACUUUGUCAGCGUUUCGAGAAGAGAAGAUUGACUGCUAUGCCAUCAAUAGUAUGACAGAUGAGCAACUACAGAUGUACAUCCCCAAAUUUGGAGACAGAAUAGCAAUAAGGCUGUACUGCAAAAGAGAAGUAGCUGCAUUGGAAGAAAAUCCCGUAGUAUCUAAAGCCACGGGAAAAACCACGCCAGCACUGCAUGGAAAGCAGGCCAAAAAGAGGAAGCUUACUGAUAAUCGUUCAGAAAAACUCUGUGGAAACAGAAAUGGCCAAAAAACUGAGCGAUGUUACCAGAUGGGAGUGUUCGAAGAGGUCCGUGGCUCCUUCGUCCAAAUCAAAGUGCAGCGAGGUGGCGGGACCAGACAAUUAAAGGCUUUGAAGAGCACUACCAUGAGGGAGCUUCUGGAGUACGGCAAGAAGCUGUUCUUUCCAAACGGAAAAAAUAAACUAGGGCAUAUAAAUGAAUUCGAGCUGAAAUUAAGAGACUUUACAGAAAAAGAACUCGAUCCCCAAACAACAUUAGGUGAACAAUACGAAAUGAGGAAGGUAAGGAUGCUGAGAUUGUAUCUGUCUUGCAAGAGAACAGACACACCCAGAAGCGAGAGUACAGAAACAACCGGAAGUGAGAGCUUCCAAAGAGGAAAUACAAAACUAGGUGACACUCCACCAAUGGACCCUGUUGAAAUAGUGCAAGUUAAGCCACAGGCCACCAAGUUAAGGCUUCGUAAAGGAAAUGUUUUCCAAGAUCUCAAUGCAGCUUUCACAGACGGUUUAAUAUCCCUCUAUGAGUGUCUCGUGGAUGUCGAGAUGGUCCUACCCAGUGGUAGCACCAAGAAAGGAGAAGACAACGGUGGAAUUCUCAGAGAUGCAUUGAGUGAGUACUGGGGUACCUUUUUCAUGAAUUGUACAGCAGGAAGAACAUUAAGGGUCCCCAUGACAAGACAUGACAUGAAAGAUGAAUGGGAAAAUGUAGCCAAAGUGAUAAUCCUUGGUUACAAUACUGUUCAAUACUUCCCCAUUGUGUUGGCCAAACCUUUCCUGUAUUACUGCCUUGGACUUGAAAUCGACGAGGAUGAGCUCUUUGCAGCAUUUUUGGAGAUCGUUACUCAAGAGGAAAAGCAGCUUGUUGAAGAAGCAAUGAGAGAUUUUACAUCCGUCUCUGGAAGAGAAGAAUGGGCCGAAUUCUUGGACGCUCAUGAUGUGAAACUUGUCAUCACUGAUAAUAAUGCCAAGCAGAUCUUACUUGAUGUGGCUCACAAAGAAAUUGUGCAGGAUCCAGCUUACAUAGCAGAGUGUUGGAGUCCAAUUUUGAGAGAACUAAUACUUCCACCAGGAGGACUGGAUGAACUGAUAACUAGUCUCAAUCCAACAGCUAAGAAAGUUGUGGCCGUACUAAGACAUGAAACACUGAACCAGAGAGAAAACCAGAUCAUGGGUUAUCUGAAGAGGUUUAUCAAGAACUCCAGUGAUGUUCGCCUCAGGAAGUUUCUGCGUUUUUGCACAGGAGCUGAUCUCCUUGUCGCAAAGUUUAUCCAUGCACGGUUCAUUCAGCCAAAGAGUUUCUCCACAAGAGGUCCCCAGUCUCACACCUGUGGAUGUGUGUUGGAAGUUCCAAAUAAUUAUACUUCGUACCUUGAGCUUGCAGAAGAGUUUGCAAACGUCCUUGAUGCAGACAUAUAGGUGAUGGAUAUUAUCACAUAGGGGUAAGGAUACAGAAAAUAACCAAUGUCGGUUAUGAAUUAUCCUUAUCUAAAAUUAUCCUCAACGUUGUGUUUCUCCAAGGAGGUCAGAUGAAGUGUGCCUCAGCGGCAGCAUGUGAUUCCAUCUCACACGCCUUUAUUGUGAUGUACAGCAUUGUUUUUUUGUAUCUUGCACCUCCAUAUAAUGUGCCAUAAGAUGCAUAGAUGUUGUAAAUGCAGUGUUACGAUGUAAAGUAACAUAUCCUUUUAUAGAUUCAAGUUCAUUGCUCAUUUAUUUGUUUCCUGCUAUUACUGUUUAUAUGGUAUUUAGAAGUUAUUAAUUAGGAAGUUAUUAAUUAAUGUUUUAAAAAUAAACAGAAAUGAUACAAAAGGGCAGUCCCUCAUUUUAAUUAAAAGUGUAUAUGUUGUAUGAAACACUAAACAGCAAUAACAUUAAAGAGAUUAAAAAAACAAAACCAAAUAAAAGCCUUAAAUCACCUGACUAUGUUGAUGUAAAUUAAGAACAGUCCAUAAACUUUCUUAGUACUAAAUUAUUUCUUAACCUUUUUUUUUAUUUUUUAUCUCACAGUAUUUAACACUGUAGGAAGCUCUUGUCUUAGUGCAAGGUAGAGAUUGAAUGCUGUGUACGUUUCCUUUGGAAGACUAGAGGUGAUGAUGCUCACACAGGGUGGAAACAUCCUCAUUACGAGCAACGUUGGAAUCUGUUCACUAUGUUAAAAUAUUGUAAAAUAUAUGAAAUUUAUUUUUAUCAUCAUUACUCCAGUCAUCAGUGUCACAUGAUCCUUCAGAAAUAAGUCUAAUAUGCUGAUUUAUUAUUGCUGGGAACAGUUGUCCUGUU
Clarias gariepinus (North African catfish) is the source of this 2865-nucleotide messenger RNA. RefSeq lists its product as uncharacterized. Lineage: Eukaryota; Metazoa; Chordata; Actinopteri; Siluriformes; Clariidae. The transcript is spliced from 3 exons. The record is from RefSeq and is a predicted model, not a curated record. Bases 283 to 2007 code for a protein of 574 amino acids. Gene Ontology annotation, molecular function: ubiquitin-protein transferase activity.